AGAGACUGCAGCGUGCGCACCGUGCGUCUGCCGCCUCAGCCUCAGAGCCUAAACCCCCGCAGCUCGCAACCGACAAUUUCAGACUUGCGGCCGCGCACUGUGCUUGCCCUAGGCUAAGGUUGGACGCAGCUGCAGAGGCUGGUGCUAGGCUGCGUUAGCAGGGAAGCGGCGAUCACAGCUGGGCCGGGACUUCCUUCCUCCGCAGCAGAACAAUAAAACCACCCGGCUGCAGGCACUGAGCUCUUGGCAGCCGUCUGGGCGAGAGGCGCAGCGAUGGGCUCCGUGUUGAGCAGCGAUAGCGGCAAAUCCGCGCCUGCCUCGGCCACCCCGCGGGCCCUGGAGCGCAGAGGGGACCCCGAUUUGCCCGUCACCUCCUUCGAUUGCUCGGUGUGCCUCGAGGUGUUGCACCAGCCUGUCCGGACCCGUUGCGGCCACGUAUUCUGCCGUACCUGUAUUGCUACCAGUCUAAAGAACAAUAAGUGGACCUGUCCUUAUUGCCGAGCAUAUCUUCCUUCAGAAGGAGUUCCAGCAACUGAUGUAGCCAAAAGGAUGAAGUCAGAGUACCAGAACUGCACCGAAUGCGAAACCCCGGUUUGCCUCAGCGAAAUGAGGGCACACAUAAGGACUUGUCAGAAAUACAUAGAUAAAUAUGGACCAAUACAAGAACUUGGGGAGACUGCAACAAGGUGUGUGUGUCCAUUUUGUCAGAGAGAAUUGGAUGAAGACAGCUUGCUGGAUCACUGUAUUACUCAUCACAGAUCGGAAAGGAGACCUGUGUUCUGUCCUCUUUGUCAUUUAAUACCUAACGAGAAUCCAAGCAGCUUCAAUGGCAGUUUGAUAAGACAUUUGCAAGUCAGUCACACUUUGUUUUAUGACGAUUUCAUAGAUUUUAAUAUAAUUGAAGAAGCUCUUAUCCGAAGAGUCUUAGAUCGGUCACUACUUGAAUAUGUGAAUCAUUCAAACACCACAUAGUUUUAUUAAAAAGAAAGGGAAGGGGAUUGGAGUACACCACUUUUUAAUAUGCUGCUUGAACACUUGGAGGGAAAUUGACAAUAUUUGGGCAAAAAUGUACAACACAGUUCUAUUUUGCCCCUGUUUAUUGUUAUACUGGAUUUUAAAACUGCUUUCAUUUUGAUAAUUUAAAACUGUUUUGCAUUCAUGAGUUUCUUAGACACUUAACAAUAAAAAAUAGUCUCCAUCAGCCAUUAAUAUAAUGGAAGAGAACACAAGGCUCUGGUAUUUGGGUUGAGGGUCUUUAUUAACAAAUUGGAUGACACUCUGUAUAAUGCUAAAUAUUGAUAACUAACUUCAUGGUUGGGCAAGAUAACUAAUGUUUGUUCUAUAUAAAAUGAUGGGAAGUGAAACAAAGUGCUGACAUUCAAGGAAAUUGAAAGCUGUUCUAAUGCUCGUUUUCUAAUUUCUAAUAGGACAACAUGAAUAAUAUUUUAUGAGAAUAGGAAAGGAAAAUUUUGAAAGUCAACAAAUUCUAUUGAAGAAAACUGUAUUAUGUAAUACUGUAACAAAAUAAAUGUAUUAGGAAUGUAUACUUAAUUCUUUGACUUUUCAUAAUUAUAUGCACACAUAAGAAUUUUUCAAAUAUUUGUAGUUAUUAUUUAGAAAUAUUUCUAUGAUAUAGGAAAUUUCUUAAGAACCAGCACCUGAUAUUUACAAGUAGAUGUGUUCAAAUCCAAAAUUUUUAGCAGAAAACCCUAAGGGCUUUGACUUUUUAAAAAAAGUUAACCUUUAACAAAUUACAAAAUAAAAUACAAAAACCCAAACACAAAAUAUAUAGCUUAAUUCAUUAUUACAAGGCAAACAUUCUUAUAGAUGUUAGAUGUCCUCAUGUUUGUCCUAUCACAAUUGCAACCAUCUCUCCAAUCCCACAAAAAUAAUCACUGUACUGAUUUCAAUAGUAAUCACUUCCUUGCAUUUUAUCUUAUCACCCAAGUGUAUAUAUCUCUGGAUAUCAUAUUUUAAUCUUACUUAAAAUUUUUUAUUAGAUAUGUUUUUUACAACUCUUUUUUUAAUCUAUUAGUUCCCCUUUCCUCCUUCUCUUUUCCUUAAAAUUUAUCUGUUGAAGAACCCAUAUAUCCACAACUUUUGACCUAUAGACUUUCCUACAAUCUGUAUUUUGCUGACUGUAUACUCAUGGUGCACUUCAGCGUGUUCCUAUGUCCUCUGGGUGUUGGCACAGAAUCAAAGAUUUGAGCAGACUCAGGUUCAAUCCUUUUGGCAAGACUAUAGGUGAUGGUGUGUUUUUCAUCAGGUGACACAUAAUGUCUCCUUUUCUCUUUUCUUGAUGUUAGCCAAAACUGAUACUUAAUGCCUUGAUCCAGUAAUUCAGUGCGGGUUGGAA
Molecule: messenger RNA, 2356 nt
Organism: Choloepus didactylus (southern two-toed sloth)
Lineage: Eukaryota; Metazoa; Chordata; Mammalia; Pilosa; Megalonychidae
Gene: RNF125
Product: ring finger protein 125
Exons: 6
Coding region: 274-972 (232 amino acids)
Biological process (GO): ubiquitin-dependent protein catabolic process; protein polyubiquitination
Molecular function (GO): ubiquitin protein ligase activity
Source: RefSeq, a predicted model, not a curated record